Messenger RNA from Amphiprion ocellaris (clown anemonefish), 6654 nucleotides. RefSeq lists its product as uncharacterized. The record is from RefSeq and is a predicted model, not a curated record. The transcript has 5 exons. Bases 1 to 1029 code for a protein of 342 amino acids. NCBI's taxonomy places the organism in Eukaryota, Metazoa, Chordata, Actinopteri, Pomacentridae.
AUGUCAGAGCUGGAUAAAAAUACAUCCUGUAGAAGUGCCUCAGACACUCUAAAGCAUCUAAGAUUCUUCUGGUUAAAUGUUUCUGAAGCUCUACAGCAUCUUAGAUUCUUCUGGUUAAAUGUUUCUGAAGCUCUACAGCAUCUUAGAUUCUUCUGGUUCCAUGUUUCUGAUGUUUCUGAAGCUGUAAAGCAUCUAAGAUUCUUCUGGUUCCAUGUUUCUGAAGCUCUACAGCUUCUAAGAUUCUUCUGGUUCCAUGUUUCUGAUGUUUCUGAAGCUCUAAAGCAUCUUAGAUUCUUCUGGUUCCAUGUUUCUGAUGUUUCUGAAGCUCUAAAGCAUCUUAGAUUCUUCUGGUUCCAUGUUUCUGAUGUUCCUGAAGCUCUGCAGCUUCUUAGAUUCUUCUGGUUCCAUGUUUCUGAUGUUUCUGAAGCUCUAAAGCAUCUUAGAUUCUUCUGGUUCCAUGUUUCUGAUGUUCCUGAAGCUCUGCAGCUUCUUAGAUUCUUCUGGUUCCAUGUUUCUGAUGUUUCUGAAGCCCUAAAGCAUCUUAGAUUCUUCUGGUUCCAUGUUUCUGAUGUUCCUGAAGCUCUGCAGCUUCUUAGAUUCUUCUGGUUCCAUGUUUCUGAUGUUUCUGAAGCUCUAAAGCAUCUUAGAUUCUUCUGGUUCCAUGUUUCUGAUGUUCCUGAAGCUCUGCAGCUUCUUAGAUUCUUCUGGUUCCAUGUUUCUGAUGUUUCUGAAGCUCUAAAGCAUCUUAGAUUCUUCUGGUUCCAUGUUUCUGAUGUUUCUGAAGCUCUAAAGCAUCUUAGAUUCUUCUGGUUCCAUGUUUCUGAUGUUUCUGAAGCUCUAAAGCAUCUUAGAUUCUUCUGGUUCCAUGUUUCUGAUGUUUCUGAAGCUCUAAAGCAUCUUAGAUUCUUCUGGUUCCAUGUUUCUGAUGUUCCUGAAGCUCUGCAGCUUCUUAGAUUCUUCUGGGUUCCAUCGCUUGCUGAUCUGAGUCCUCCACAAGAUGAAAAAGAAGAAGGUCGUACAUGUCGGUAAAUGUGUUAUAGAUGUGUUGUAUUUCCUGGUUGUUCCACCAGGUGGAGCCUUUUACGGUUAAAUACUGCAGAGACCAGAGCAUUGUGGGAGAUGUGGUCAUUGUUUGACUUUCUCUUGUUAUUUUGUGUCUCUUUGUGGUCAUUUUUGUCUCUUUGUGCUUAUUAGUGCUUCUUUGGUGCUGUCUUGUUGUUGUCUUUUUCUGGUCAUCUUGUGUCUCUCUGUGAAACUUUUGUGUCUUGCUGUCAUAAUUUUCUGCUUCUUUUCAGUUAUUUUGUGUCUCUUUGUGGUUGUUUUCCAUCCUGUUUUGAUCAUUUUAUGUUUUUGUUGUCUUUUGUGUCUCUUUCUGGUCAUCUUGUGUCUCUUUGUUGUCUUUUUCUUACUUUUUUGUCUUUGUGUAUGUUUUUGUGGUCAUUCUAUGCUUCUGUGGUGCCAUUUUGUGUCAUUUUAAUGUCCUUUUGUGUCUCUUUCUGGUCAUUCUGUGCUUCUUUGGUGCCAUUUUGUGUCUUUUUAUUGUCUUUUUGUGUCUCUUUCUGGUCAUCUUGCAUCUCUUUGUUGUCUUUUUUCACUCUUUUCCACUUCAUUCCUGGAAGUUAAACUAAUUUCUACCCAUCAGUUGAACCCUUCCCUCGGUGAUUUUGCGGCUCUUCCACCUUUAUUCCUGUAAAUGUUGAACAUCUACUGAGCCUCGGCAGCAGCUCGCCGUUAAAAAUAAACGAGGAUCCGAGUGGAGGAGAUUUAAGAAAUCCCGUCAUUAAUGUGUGGCCCGGACUGGGAGCGUGAAGCUUCUCUUCCUGCAGGCCGAGCGUUUGGGAUUUGGAGGAAUAGAACGCUCCUCUAAAAGCCGACUUUAAACUUUCAUGUGGAACUUGCAGCCUGCAGGAUUAAAAGUAAUUUAACGGUGAACGGCGGCUCGUACUGAACACGCUGCUUGUUGUGAGGAGGCGCCCUGGGAGGCUUCGCUUCGUUUGUGGGCUGCAGUCGACUGUUGAGCCUCCGAGGAAGAGGAGGAGGAAGAGGGUCGCUGUGAUGAAUCAUUCCAUUAAUAAGGCCAAUUACAGCUCAGAAACGCCUUUUACUCCGUUACUGUGGUCAGAGAGGAUGUUUGAAACAGCCAGAAAUCCCUGAAAGCUGAAGGCUGGAGGCUGUGUCGCUUUAUGUGGUCGUUUUAUGCCUCUUUCUGAUCAUUUAGCAUCUCUUAUUGGCCAUUAUCUAUGUUUUUCUGAUCAUUUUCUGUCACUUUAAGGUCAUUGUGCAUCUUUUAAUGUUCAUUUUAUGUCUCUGUUAUCAUUUUAUGGCUGUUUUUCUGUCUCUUUGUGGUCAUUUUGUAUCUAUUUGUAAUCAUUCGUAUCUUUAUGUAGUCAUUUUUGUGUCUCUUUUUGGUCAUUUUGUGUCUUUUUGUGGUUAUUUUGUGAUUUUGUUGUGGUCAUUUUGUGUCCUUUUGUGGUUAUUUUGUGAUUUUUGUGGUCAUUUUGUGUCUUUUUAUGGUCAUUUUGUGUCUCUUUGUGGUCACUGUAUAUUCUUGAUAAUUUUGUGUCUCUUUUUGGUCAUUUUGCAUCUUUUUCAGUUCAUUUUGGGUCUUUGUGAUCAUUUUGAAUCUUUUUGUGGUCAUGUUGUGUCUUUUUUGUGAUUAUUUUUUGUCUCUUUGCGGUCAUUUUGUGUCUUUUGUGGUUAUUUUGUGACUUUUUGUGGUCAUUUUGUGUUUCUUGUUGGUCAUUUUGCAUCUUUUUCUGUGCAUUUUGUUACUUUGUGAUCAUUUUGCAUCUAUUAUUGGCCAUGAUGUGUGUUUUUUGGAUCAUUUUUUGUGUCUUUGUGGUCAUUUUGUGUCAUUUAAAGAUCACUGUGCAUCAUUUAGCCAUAUUUUUUUGUGGUUAUUUUAUAUCUUUUUGUAGUCAUGCUGUGUCUCUUUGUGGUCAUUUUGUGCGUUUUUGUGGUUGUUUUGCAGUAAUUUCAUGCCUCUUUGUGAUCAUUUAGCAUCUAUUAUUGUCCAUGAUGUGUGUUUUGCUGAUCAUUUUGCGUGUCUUUGUGGUCCUUUUGGGUCUCUUUGUGGUCAUUGUACAUCUUUUUGUUGUUAUUUUGCAUCUUUGUGGCCAUUUUGUGCCUUUUUCUGAUAAUUUUUUGCCUCUGGUCAUUUUGUGGUAAUUGUCUGUGACUAUAUGGUCAUUUUGUGUGUCUGUGGUUAUUUUGCAUUUCUUUUGUGUCAUUUUGUGUCACUUUCUGUUCAUUUUGUACCUUUUUGUGAUAAUUUUCUGUCUUUUCAGGAUCAUUUUGUGUCUCUUUGUGCUCUUUAAGAUCAUUGUGUACCUUUUAGUCAUAAUUUAUGUCCCUUUUUGGUCAUUUUGCAUCUUUUAAUGGUCAUUUUGUGUCUUUCUGUGUCUCUUUAUGAUCCUUUUGUGUCCCUGUGGUCAUUUUGUGUGUCUUUUUGGUCAUGUUACAUAUUUUCUUGGUCAUUUUGGGUUUUUUUGUGCUCACUUUGUGUCUGUUUCUGGUCAUUUUGAAUCUCUUAGUAUUCAUGUCUUUUUUUGGAUCAUUGUGCGUCUCUUUGUUGUCAUUUUGUGUCCCUUUGUGGGGAUUUUGUCUGUUUUUGCCAUCAUUUUGCAUCAUUUUCUAGCCACUUUUGUCUUUUUGUGAUCAUUUUUGUUGUCUUUUUGGUCAUUUUGUGCACAUUGUAGUCAUUUUGUAUGUCUUUGUUGUCAUUUUACAUAUUUUCUUGGUCAUUUCGUGUCUCUGUGAUCAAUUUAUGUCUCUUUCUGGUCAUUUUGUGCCCAUUUACAAUCAUUUGUUACGUAUUUUCUUGGUCAUUUGGGGGUUUUGUGCUCAUUUUGUGUCUUUUCUUGGUGAAUUUAUGUCUAUUUUUGGAUCAUUGUGCGUCUCUUUGUUGUCAUUUUAUGUGUCUUUGUGAUCAUUUUGUGCCUCUUUGUGUUGAUUUUUUUUGUCUUUGUGGUCAUUUUGCAUCACUUUCUGGUCACUUGUGUCUUUUUGUGAUAAUUUUUGUGUGUUUGUGGUUAUUUUAUGCCCAUUUGUAGUCACAUUGUAUGUCUUUGUUGUCAUUUUGCAUCUUUUCUUGGUCAUUUUGUGUGUCUUUAUGAUAAAUUUCUGCCUCUUUGUGGUCUCUUUGUGUGUCUUAAUGUUAACUUUUUUGUGUAAAUUAAUUAGAGCAGACUACAGUUCAUUAAACACCUCAUCCCAACCCUCUUUUCCCGUCCUUGUCGUGUGUUUUUCUGUGCUCAGCAGAUGGCAGUGUUGCAGCGUUGCAGUGUUGCAGCGUUGCAGCGUUGCAGCACUGCUUCCUGUUUGUGUGGCAGAAUAUGGCUCCCAGAUACUUGAGUUAUUGUGUGAAAUUUGUGCGAACACCUUUCUCUCUCUGCGCUCUGCCGGUUAUUUGCAGAGCUGGAAACUGAGAGCAGCCGCCAGCGACAGAAAUAUUGUCCCCACUGUACGUUCCCUUUGUAAAUAUUAGUGCUGCUGAUGUCCUCAAUGUGCAUCAACGCCGAGACGGAGGAGAGAAUGGAUGUUUAGUGCUACUGUAAAUACACCGCUGCAUGUCCAUUAGCUGGAAUCAUCUCCGUCUAAUCAGCUUUUAACGGAGGAGACGCUCUGCUGUAAACCCACAGAAGAUUCCAGCGUCUCCAGAUAGAAAACAGAUGAUUAACAGCAAUUUAGAUGUUUUCACUCACUAAAUAAACACAAGAGGUCAAGCAGUGGUUGAAAUAACUAAUAAUAAUUCACAUUACUGCCGGACUGUCGACUGCUAUUAUGAUGGUUCAGCAUGUGGUUAAAAUUUAUGGUAAUUUUAUGUAUUUUUGUGGUCAUUUUGUGGCUGUUUGUGGUCAUUUUGUGGCUGUUUGUGGUUGUUUUACAUCUCUUUUUGGGUCAUUUUGUGUUUUUAAUGGUUAUUUUGUGCCUCUUGUAAGUCACUUUGUGGUAAUUUUGUGUCUUUUUUGGGUAAUUUAGUGUCACGUUCUGUUCAUUUUGCGUCUGUUUUUGGUCAUUUGAUGUCUCUUUGUGGUUAUUUUGUGGCUGUUUGUGGUCAUUUUAUGUGUUUGUGGUUGUUUUGUGUCUCUUCAGGGUUUCCUCUACAUUCAUUUAGCAGCAGCGGCCUGCCACUGCAGAAUCCCAGCCGCUGCUCCUUCAAAUUUCUUUUUUUUUUUUUUAAUCGUCGUAAAUCCACCACCACCACCACCAUGUCUCCACCUUCACAGCAGUCCUGCACUGUGUCCGUUACUCGCGAGUAUUAAGACAAACUACAAAUAACUGUCUUGCUCAGUAUCUACUCUUUCUGUGUGUGUGGUAGGUUUGGUUCGUAACGUCUGACGGAGGGGGGGGGGCUGCUGACAAAAAUCCUAGAGGAAACACUGUUCUUUAAGGUAAUUAUGUAUUUUUUGUGGUCAUUUUAUCUUUCUUUGUGCUCAUUUUAUGGCUGUUUGUGGUUGUUUUGCAUCUCUUUUUGGUCACUGCAUUUUUUAAUGUUUUUGUGUCACCUUAAAGUCAUUGUGCAUCUUGUAGUAGUAAUUUUGUGUCUCUUGCAAGUAAUUUUGCAUCAUUUUGAAGUUAUUUUUGCAUCUCUGUGGUCAUUUUGUGACUCUUGUUGGUCGUUUUGUGGUCAUUUUCUGUCUCUUUGUGGUCAUUUUAUGGCUUUUUUUUGGUAAUUUGGUAUCACUGUUAAUUUUGCAUCUUUUUGUGGUCAUUGUGUGUCUUUUUGUUGUCAUUUUACAUCUUAUUGUAGUCAUUUUGCCGUCAUUCUUGGUAAUUUUGUGUCUUUCUGGUCAUUUUAAGCCCCUCUGUGUGACUGAGUGGAGGCAGUGCCAGCUCCUCCCCCGUUCCUGGUUUCUGUUCUUUCUUCAGGUGUGCGUUUUGCACAGAGGCCAGACGGCAGGUGAUGAUAAUCAGCAGAGCCAGAGGGGAGGCAGGUGUUCGGGGGUUAAUCAUCCACUCAUUCCUCCUUAUAUUCAGACGCCAUACGCUACUCGGAGCCGGACCAAAGAACGUCAACAACUGUCCACUGUUUGUACCAUCUGGACCUAUCUACCUACCUGUUCCGAUGUCCUGGAAUUCUCUUCAGCUCAUAUUUCAGAUUUAUAGAGUAAAUAAAGGCUCAGUGCUGAAAAAAAUACACCUGCUGCUGUUUUAAGAGGCGAGGAAACGUGAUUUGGCAGCAGGUCUGAGGAAUGGUCCAAGACUUCCUGGAUUGUUCUGCUAAUGAAUGCUGCUGAUAAAAGCUGAAGCUGAAUCUGCUGCUGGCCGCUGGAUAUUCCAAAGUGACGGACAUCAAAGUGCCCUUUGCAUCAGCCUGCAGAACAAAGAGUUUCCUGCCUGACGAGCUGCAGCCGAGUUAAUCUUCCCUGUGAGCUGGAAUUAUCCGGCUGGACCUCCUGGCCUCGCUGUGAGGCAGCAGGCAGGCUGGAAUCAGGUCUAGUUUCAGGUGAAGGGAGGAGCUCAGGUGGCUUCAGUCGGUCUGAAGGUGAAUCUGACGCAGCAGGAGGUGAAACAGGUAGAGAGGGAUGGAGAGGUGGAAGUUCUGCUGCUGCUUUAACAAACAGGAAAGAGCUACAAGGAGUGGUUACAUUUAUAAAAACAUGAUGGAGCUGCUUCCAUUGGAAGAGUUUCCUCUUUCCUGUGCAGCACGAC